AUGAAAUUAUUUACUGUCAAUAAUAUUAUUUUCCCAAUCUUAAUUGGUAAUGCGUGGGCAUCGUACCUCCUACAUAAUGAACUGAUUGGAAAGAUCAAAGAAUCAGAAGCUAUCGCCAUCGGUGCCAUGUCAACUAAUCAAGAGAUAUGCCACAAUAAAGAGCAUAACAUUAAAAAACAAGAUGAUCUUAUUAAUUUAGCAAGAAAAUGUGGCGAGAUCUACGGAAAUUUAGUUAUUUCAAGCAAUUAUCAAGAAAAGAUCGUUAAUCUUGAUGAUAUUGAAAAGAUCCGCGGAGAUUUCAAAGUGCAAGACUCAUCCAGUAUAGUCUCGAUCAGUGCCCCCAAACUUGAUACUAUUGGUGGAAAAUUUGAAUUAAAGAAUUUAACUUCUUUAAUUUCCUCAAAUACAGGUCUAUUAAAAAAUGUCAAGAGUGUUGAGUUUGUCACACUUCCAUUAUUGAAGGAGGUCUCAAUUAAUAACAACAUCAAAAAAAUGAAUAAGAUUGUUAUUUCAGACACUUCAUUGAAAUCAGUUGAUUUUUUUGGUAACAUUGAACAAGCUAACCAAGUAGAAAUUAAUAAUAACAGGUACUUAGGAAGAAUUGAACUAAAGAUCGAAACUGUUAAUGAUAAAUUAAACAUAUAUUCGAAUGCCGAUGAUACAAAUAUUCAAUUACCAAAUUUGCAAUCUACUGGUGAUCUAUCAAUUAGAAAUGCGGGAUCAUUUAAUUUACAGAAUCUGGAAUAUGUCAAUAAAUCCCUAGAUAUUAUUGAAAAUUCUAUCACUGAAUUAAACCUCAAAAAUUUGAAAAAAAUAUCAGGAACAGCUGCUAUCAUCGAUAACUCAAAGUUAGAUGAAAUACACAGCGGGAACCUUACCCAUAUAGAAGGUGGUUUAUUAGUGAUCAAUAAUGACAACUUAAAAAUCAUGGAUUUCUUACCGGCAGUUCAUACAAUUGGGGGUGCCGUUAAAUACGAUGGAACAUUUGAUGAGGUUUCGUUCCCAAAAUUGAAGGUAAUCAAAGGUGGAGCAAGUUUUGUAACCGAAUCAAAGAAAUUUAAUUGUACUGCAUUACUCAAUCCAUUUAUCGAACGUAAUAUUAUUAGAGGUGAAAAUUUAACAUGCACAUCCAAUUUAAAGGGAGAAGACAAAAUUAAUCAACAUAACAGUAGCAAAAUAUCUUACAGAACCUUAACCAGUGGUUCAUCCCAGUCAACAAGUACAGGCAAACUAUCAUCAAAUGGAACAGAUCAUAAUGAAUCAUUAACAUCUAUAUCUUCUACACCUCAAAAGACUGUUAGCGCUGGGAAGAUGAAAAAUAAAAACGAUGCAUUCAGAUCAUCUAGCGUCGCUGUCACAAACAUGAUAGUAUGGUUUUUAUUUCCUUUCCUAUUUUUCUGCACAUUAUGA
Maudiozyma barnettii is the source of this 1410-nucleotide messenger RNA. It is a transcript of the gene SPS2, whose product is annotated as Sps2p. The record is from RefSeq and is a predicted model, not a curated record. Gene Ontology annotation, biological process: ascospore wall assembly. The transcript has a single exon. The coding region runs from base 1 to 1410 and encodes 469 amino acids. Gene Ontology annotation, cellular component: fungal-type cell wall; plasma membrane. NCBI's taxonomy places the organism in Eukaryota, Fungi, Ascomycota, Saccharomycetes, Saccharomycetales, Saccharomycetaceae.